CAGUUUGUUGAUCUGCGCACAAGUGCAAGCGCAGGCGAGCCGUCAACACCGUGUCGGCCAUUUUGGCAAUUCGCAUUUCGAAUUGUAUUGUGUUUAUUCUUUAUUUUGUGCCAGGAUGGCGACCACCGUGCCAUAUAACACGAUGUCGACGUCUGAGCCGCUGUUUAAGAAGUGCUGCUUCUGUUUUCCCUUGAGGACUGGAUGCCUCAUCUUGGGGUAUUUGAACCUGGCCUUCAACUUACUUUACACCCUGGGCAUCCUGGGGCUGAUAGUAACCAUUGGCAUCGCGACCGAUAACUUUGAACACUUCGAACGGUUCAACCGGCAACCAUACGAUAAUUUAGAACCAACUCCUGAAGUGGAGUCGGUGGAUCCUAGUCUCUACCAGUUCGUUAUACUGCUGAUAGUCAUUGUGUGCUCCAAUGUCGUGUGGUUAGCAAUCAACAUAGCAUGCCUGGUUGUACUGCACAAGAAACGUCCAGGCCCGGUCCGCAUGUUCGUGGGCUUUGCUACAGCCCACCUCCUACUGACGCUCGCUGGCUUUGUCUUCUACGUCAUGAACUCCAACAGACAAGCCAUCAUGAACCAUAGCAUUGAUUUUGUUCUAACGGCAUGUUUCGUCCUGGUAUACUACGUGUACGCGACUCAGCUGACGAGGGUCCAGGAGGAGGCUCCGGAAGAGUCCCCUAGUGCCCCAUCCGAUAAUAUAGCCUACAUCAUCCCACCCCUGGUGGACAAGAAGACCCUGGUUGUCUAGAUUAAGCCUAGUCAUAAGCAUGCAACGCCUUAGAGCUAUUUUUUUUACCGGGACACCAUGGCGGCGCGCCGCAACCAGUCACCGCUACCAACAAAAUGUAUGUUUGCGCAACUAAA
Ostrinia furnacalis (Asian corn borer) is the source of this 873-nucleotide messenger RNA. RefSeq lists its product as uncharacterized. NCBI's taxonomy places the organism in Eukaryota, Metazoa, Arthropoda, Insecta, Lepidoptera, Crambidae. The record is from RefSeq and is a predicted model, not a curated record. The transcript is spliced from 5 exons. The coding region runs from base 116 to 757 and encodes 213 amino acids.